GGCGCCGUGAGUGGAAAGUGAGCCCCACACCGAUCACGGCCUCCAGCUGUCCACGCCCAGGCUCUCCAAUCCCUCCCAACGCGGUCCAAGGUCCGAAAUUCAGACUCUCACUCACCGCACUCGAACACCCCCGGCCUUCCACCCAUCCAUCCAACCAGCCCACUUGCCUCCCCUCUCAGAUCUCCCCCCUCCACUUCCUCGCUCAGUCCCCUCACAUAAAUAAACUCGGACCUCCCCCUCUUUUCUUUCUCCAGAGACUCCUUCCCUCAUUCCCCCAUCCAUCCUGCCUUCCUUUUCCCCUCGUCUACUUUUGCUCUUUGUCCCAAGAGCAGUCGCGAGGUCUUUUCCAUACCCCCCUAAUUUCCGUUUGUUCACACAAUCACAUAUCACAAUGGUCCAGUCCUCGGUUCUGGGUUUCCCCCGCAUCGGUGUCCUUCGUGACCUGAAGAAGGCCAACGAGGCUUACUGGGCUGACAAGAUCUCCCAGGAGGCUCUCCUCGCCGAGGGUAAGAGGCUCCGUCUCGCCCACUGGCAGAUCCAGAAGGAUGCCGGUGUCGACAUCAUCCCCUCUAACGACUUCGCCCACUACGACCACGUCCUCGACCACAUCCAGCUCUUCAAUGCUGUCCCCGAGCGUUACACUUCCCAGAAGCUCUCCCCUCUCGAUGAGUACUUCGCCAUGGGCCGUGGCCACCAGAAGGGUGGUGUCGAUGUCCCCGCCCUCGAGAUGGUCAAGUGGUUUGACUCCAACUACCACUACGUCAAGCCCACUCUCCAGGACAACCAGACCUUCACCCUCGCCCAGGACCCCAAGCCCGUCCGCGAGUUCCUCGAGGCCAAGGAGGCCGGUUUCCAGACCCGCCCCGUCCUUGUCGGCCCCGUCUCCUUCCUUGCUCUUGGCAAGGCUGACCGUGGCUCCUCCGUCGACCCCAUCACCCUCCUCGACAAGCUUGUCCCUGUCUACGUUGAGCUCCUGAAGCAGCUCAAGGCCGCUGGUGCCGAGUCUGUCCAGAUUGACGAGCCCGUCCUCGUCUUCGAUCUCCGCCCCGAGGUCAAGGCUGCCUUCAAGCCCGCCUAUGAGGCCAUUGCCGCCGCUGGCGAUGCCGUCCCCAAGGUCAUCGUUGCCACCUACUUCGGUGACAUCGUCCACAACUUCGACGUUCUCCCCGCUUUCUCCGGCGUUGCUGGUCUCCACGUCGACCUUGUCCGCAACCCCGAGCAGCUCGAGCCUGUUCUCAAGCAGCUCGGCCCCAGCCAGAUCCUCUCUGCCGGUGUUGUCGAUGGUCGCAACAUCUGGAAGAACGACUUCGCCAAGUCGCUCGCGAUCCUCCAGACUGCCGUCAAGGCCCUUGGCCCUGAGCGCGUCAUUGUCGCCACCUCCAGCUCCCUCCUCCACACUCCCCACACCCUCGCCAGCGAGAAGAAGCUCCCCUCUGAUGUCUACGAGUGGUUCUCUUUCGCCUGCGAGAAGGUCAAGGAGGUUGCUACCCUCGCCAAGGCUGUGACCGAGCCCGAGGCCGUCAAGGCUGAGCUCGAGGCCAACGCUGCUGCCAUCAAGGCCCACUUUGACUCCAAGCGCACCAACGACCCCGCUGUCAAGGAGCGCCAGGCCCAGGUUACCCCUGAGCAGCACAUUCGCAAGGCCCCCUUCGACACUCGCUACGCCGAGCAGAAGAAGCACCUUUCUCUCCCUCUCUUCCCCACCACCACCAUCGGCUCUUUCCCCCAGACCUCCGAGAUCCGUGUCCAGCGUAACAAGUUCACCAAGGGUGAGAUCUCCGCUGCGGAGUACGAGCGCUUCAUUGAGCAGGAGAUUGAGCUCGCCGUCAAGAUCCAGGAUGAGCUUGACCUCGAUGUCUACGUCCACGGUGAGCCCGAGCGUAACGACAUGGUCCAGUACUUCGGUGAGCGCCUCAACGGCUACGUCUUCACCACCCACGCCUGGGUUCAGUCUUAUGGCUCCCGCUGCGUCCGUCCCCCCAUCAUUGUCGGCGAUAUCUCUCGCCCCGCUCCCAUGACCGUCAAGGAGUCCAAGUACGCUGCCUCCAUCUCCAAGAAGCCCAUGAAGGGCAUGCUUACUGGCCCCGUUACCUGCCUCCGGUGGUCUUUCCCCCGUGUCGACGUUCACCAGUCCGUCCAGUGCCAGCAGCUCGCUCUGGCUCUCCGCGACGAGGUCGUCGACCUUGAGAAGAACGGCAUCUACGUCAUCCAGGUCGAUGAGCCUGCCCUCCGUGAGGGUCUUCCCCUCCGCAAGGGUGCGGAGCGUGAAGCCUACCUCAAGUGGGCCGUCGACUCCUUCAAACUCGCCACCGCCAAUGUCGAGAACUCCACUCAGAUCCACUCUCACUUCUGCUACUCUGAGUUCCAGGACUUCUUCCACGCCAUCGCUGCCCUCGAUGCCGAUGUCCUCUCCAUCGAGAACUCCAAGUCCGAUGCCAAGCUCCUCAAGGUCUUCAUUGACGAGGAGUACCCCCGCCACAUCGGCCCUGGUGUCUACGACAUCCACUCUCCUCGUGUUCCCACCCUCGACGAGUUCAAGCAGCGCAUCGAGGAGAUGCUUGCUUACCUCAAGCCUGAGCAGCUCUGGAUCAACCCCGACUGCGGUCUCAAGACCCGCAAGUGGGAUGAGGUCAAGGGUGCCCUCUCCCACAUGGUUGAGGCCGCCAAGUACUUCCGUGAGAAGUAUGCCAACAAGGCUUAA
Neurospora tetraspora is the source of this 2701-nucleotide messenger RNA. RefSeq names its product 5-methyltetrahydropteroyltriglutamate-homocysteine methyltransferase. The record is from RefSeq and is a predicted model, not a curated record. Gene Ontology annotation, molecular function: 5-methyltetrahydropteroyltriglutamate-homocysteine S-methyltransferase activity; zinc ion binding. The transcript has 3 exons. The coding region runs from base 392 to 2701 and encodes 769 amino acids. Lineage: Eukaryota; Fungi; Ascomycota; Sordariomycetes; Sordariales; Sordariaceae.